This is a messenger RNA of Antechinus flavipes (yellow-footed antechinus), 1826 nucleotides long. It is a transcript of the gene FGF18, whose product is annotated as fibroblast growth factor 18. The transcript has 5 exons. NCBI's taxonomy places the organism in Eukaryota, Metazoa, Chordata, Mammalia, Dasyuromorphia, Dasyuridae. Gene Ontology annotation, molecular function: type 2 fibroblast growth factor receptor binding; type 1 fibroblast growth factor receptor binding; growth factor activity. The record is from RefSeq and is a predicted model, not a curated record. Gene Ontology annotation, biological process: animal organ morphogenesis; positive regulation of gene expression; positive regulation of protein phosphorylation. Gene Ontology annotation, cellular component: cytoplasm. Bases 723 to 1346 code for a protein of 207 amino acids.
CGUUGAAAACGCCCCGGCCGCCGCCUGUGGUGGGAGGUGGUGAUGCGGACGGACGGAGACGGGGCGAGGAGGAAACAUGAGCCGGCGGGAGCCCAGACGGAGCGGCCUUAACGCCUCCCCGAAGCGGUGUGCCUCGACCCCCGCACCCUGACCCCCCAGCCCCACGCCACCCCCCCCCUCCAAAGAGCCAGCCCCGCCCGACCUUUCCGCCCUGCCGGCCAUGCUGUCCCCGGAAUAACCUGCUUGCGCCGCAGACGAGACUAGACUUCCAGCGGCAGCGGGUCAGAACCCCGAACCGCGGCGCCCGGGAGCCGAGUCCAGAGCGUCCCCAGAAGGCUAGAAGUAGGCGGCCACCCCCUCCCCGUGCUUCGGAAGGUCCCAGUCAGCCGAAGCGGCAGCUCCUCCGACCCCCCGAGGGCGCAGGGCCCGGGUAGAGGAGGCGGCAGGAGCGGAGGCGCUGAUGCCGCAGGGAGCGGCCGGCAGGGCAGCGGAGCAGCAGCAGCAGCAGCGGCCGUGGCGGCGUUGGCAGCGGCGCCCGCUCCAGUCUUCGUCCUCCCCAGCCCCCGGCCCAGCCCCGCGGAGCGGAGCCGCUGGAGCCCCCCCGGAGCCGCGCGGCGCCGCCCGCUGUAGCUCGCCGCCUCUCAUGUCCAGGCUGGGACCCGGGCCCCGGCGCAGUGACGUGACCUCGGGCUAGAAGCCGCCGCCUUCCUUCCUUCUCAGCGAUGUAUUCAGUGUUCUCCGCCUGCACUUGCCUAUGUUUACACUUCCUGCUGCUGUGCUUACAGGUACAGGUGUUGGCAGCCGAGGAGAACGUGGAUUUCCGUAUCCAUGUGGAGAAUCAGACGAGAGCUCGGGAUGAUGUGAGCAGGAAGCAACUGAGGCUGUACCAGCUGUACAGCCGGACGAGCGGGAAGCAUAUCCAGGUGUUGGGGCGGAGGAUUAGCGCCAAAGGGGAAGAUGGAGACAAAUAUGCUCAGCUUCUAGUGGAAACAGACACAUUUGGCAGUCAAGUCCGGAUCAAAGGCAAGGAGACAGACUUCUACCUUUGCAUGAAUAGGAAAGGCAAACUCGUGGGGAAGCCUGAUGGCACCAGCAAAGAGUGCGUCUUCAUUGAGAAGGUCCUGGAGAACAAUUACACAGCACUGAUGUCUGCCAAAUACACAGGCUGGUAUGUGGGCUUCACCAAGAAGGGGCGACCACGGAAGGGCCCCAAGACUCGGGAGAAUCAGCAGGAUGUACACUUUAUGAAGCGCUACCCUAAGGGCCAAGCUGAGUUGCAGAAGCCCUUCAAGUAUACAACGGUGACCAAGCGGACAAGGCGCAUCCGGCCUACGCACCCUGGCUAGAGCAGCCGACCCCACUAGCUUCACCAGGAUGGUACAACCAUAAGCCACACACACCAACACACACAUAGACACACACACACACACACACACACACACACACACACACACACAGAAAAAAAAACUGCAUCAGAGAAAUAUUUUUACAUUAAAAUAAGGAAGAAGUUCUAUUUUUGUACAUUGUGUUUAAAAGAAAAAAAAACUGAACCCAAACGCUAGGGGAUAGCGAUAAGGAUUUAUUGUUGACUUGAAAUCACCCACAACAAAAGACUCUUAUCUAACUUAAGUGGACUGGGUGUUCAUUUCUCUUUCGGAACAGACAACUUUAAGCUGGUCCCCAGAGAACUUUAUUAAAGGAACCAACAAGCAAGGGAAACCAAAGUCCUUUUUUUCCAAAGUUACUGGAAAAAAAAAAAAAAGCAAAACAAAACAACCACCCCUUCCCCUCAAAAAACAAACACUCCACAGACUACCCUUCUCCUC